Petromyzon marinus (sea lamprey) is the source of this 2103-nucleotide messenger RNA. The record is from RefSeq and is a predicted model, not a curated record. Lineage: Eukaryota; Metazoa; Chordata; Hyperoartia; Petromyzontiformes; Petromyzontidae.
CAAAAUGACCAUCUUCUUGGUGCGGAAAUGGCGCGACGGGCGCCUCAAACUCCGCAGGAAGGCGCAGAUGGGCGAGGAUCACAUGGACAUGCCGGACGAAGCGGUGAGCCUUCUGUGGAGGCCCAGCGUCUUCUUCGACAACGAGAAGGACUCGGUUGUGCACUCCGUGACGGCGCCCAACAGCAUGCUGAAGAUCUACAAUGACAGCAGGGUCCUGCUCUCCAUGAGAAUCACGCUCACCCUCAGCUGUCCCAUGGACAUCACAGACUUCCCUCGGGAUAGCCAAAUCUGCCCCUUGACCAUCACCAGUGCCAGCUACACGGCAAACGAAAUGUUUCUGCAAUGGGACGAAAAAGAGAGAGGCAUCAUCCACAAGGACAUCAAGAACCUCCAGUUUGAAUUGGAAAAUAUCAUAUUGUACAACAACUGUACCAACUCUGAAAUCAUGGGAAACUUUUCGUGCCUGCACGCCGGUUUCAAGCUGCAGCGGAAAACAUCUUCCUCCGAAAAGCAAAUGUUCGCGUCGAGUUUCCUCAUCACCGUGCUGUCCUGCUUUUCGUUCCUCAUCCCCAUCAAUAAAGCUCCGGCGCGCGUCUCGAUCGGCGUCGCCACGACCAUCUCGAUGGCCACGCAGUGCACCAGUGCUCACGCCAACAUGCCCAAGGUUCCGUACAUGACAUCCAUGGAUCACUGGUUGAGCUUUUGCUUCAUUUUCAUCAUCACCACGUUCACAGUUAGCAUUCUGCAGAUUUGCUAUUCGGGUAUCAAGAAUGACAUCUCGACACAAAGAGCAGCAGGGACACCAGCAACUACUCCGCCUCCAUCACCACGGACACAAAAUAGACAAGGGACUUCCGCUCGAUCGGCCUCACAAAACACUUCAGGCUCUGGCGCUGACAGACGGACUUCCCAGGACGUUGCCCAACCGGAACAAGAUGAGUCAGCGGGCGCUCUGUGCCCUGGUAGAAACAAUGAACGAGAUCUCCUCCAAAAUGAACGUCAAUCGGUAAGUGCGUGGAUUCCAGUGCUUCAUGGCAGCCCACGAAUUGAGAGUUCAAUGAAGCGGCCGAUAGUUUCUCGCCAUGCAUACCCAAACUCUGGACAUAACCCUCAACCCAUAGAGAUGCACGGCCAGGAUACAUAGAGACCCAUGAAGAAAAAAACACAGUGAUUCAUAGGCACAUUCACGACAAGCCACAGUAGUGUGAUUGUGGCCAUGGAUUCCAAACUACGUACCGCACAGUAGGCCCACUGUAGCCUGCACUCAUUUAUUGCAGUUUUAGCAAAACCCAUACAAACUCUCUCUCUCUUCUGAAGCCUUGACGCCGUGACGAGUAGACCUCGACAUUGGCAUCGAGCUCAUAAAUGGAGUUGGCCAUACUCCAUGUGGAUAUUGCAGCACUGCAGGAGACCCGGCUUGCUGGCAGUGGCUCACUGCGAGAGAGUGACUACGCUUCCUACUGGCGAGGAAAACAGCGGAACGAACCAAGGCAACACGGUGCUGGGUUCGCCGUCACAAAACACGCUCCGUGGCAUGAUAGAACCACCGACUGCAGGCUCCGAGCGGAUUCUGCUCAUGAGACGGCUCGCUGCUUCUGGCCAUGUAAACAUCCCGAGUGUCUACGCCCCAACACUCUGCUCACCCCCCCGGAGAUUCAUGACCAGCUCUAUGAAGAGCUUCGCAACAUUUUUCGCAAAAUCCCCAGCUCUGAGCACAUGUUUCUGUUGGGAGACUUCAAUGCAAGGGUUGGGGCUGACCACGACGCGCGGCCCGCAUGCCUUGGCUAUCACGGCAUUGGAAAGAUGAAUGCCGGUGGCCCUAGACUACUGUGGCUUUCUUCAUACCACAAUCUCUGUAUCACAAACUCAUUCUUUCUCACAAAACCAUGCCAUAAAGUAUCAUGGAGACAUCCGGGGGUCUCUUAAUUGGCACCAACUGGACCUCGUCAUCACCCGACGAGCCCUCCUCAACUCGGUACUCGUCACACGCGGCUACCACGGUGCAGUCUGUGACACCGAUCACUCUCUGGUAUCCAGCAAGGUCAGACUACGUCCCAAAAAAGAUGCACGGACUCAAACAAAAGCGCUCCCUACGCAUCAACU